CAAAAGAACUAACCUAAAACCCCCACCCCACAAGUUCACGCCAAACACCAAAAUCCAAAACCAUAAUACCUUCUCUCCUUUUAAUCGCCGAGAUUCAACUAAUCCCUCUGUUCAUCUAUAUCCCCCUCUCUGUUUCUCUUCGAGAAUGCCUGAAGAAGAGGAUCAAAACAUGAAUACUAAUCAAGAAGAAGAAGAAGAUUUUGAUGAUGAAGAAGAUGAAGAACUUGAAGAAGAUGAAGAUAUGGAGGAGUAUGAUGAAGAUGAAGAUCUUGAAUUAGAUUCUCCUACAACUUCUUCUGAUCCUAUUCCUCAACAACCCGCUAUUCCUAACAUUGCAACAACCACCCCCGUUGUUUCAACUUCUGUUUCCACCACCACCACCACUACUCCAGCAAUCGCCACCACCAUUACCACCGCCCAAACUGGUGGCGAACCUGAAAUCAAGCGGCAAAAAAUUGAAGAACCCAUUACUCCAAUGGCUAUAACGACAACAACUGAAGAGAGAAAACCCCCCUCAACUGAAGAGAGAAAAUUGUUUCAGAGGCUGUGGACAGAUGAAGAUGAAAUUGGGCUUUUACAAGGGUUUCUUGAAUACAAUACAAAAGAAAGAGGUACUGGUACUAAAAACUCAUCUUCUUAUCAUCAUGAUACAGGUCCAUUUUAUGAUCAGAUCAAAACAAAACUACAGCUUGAGUUUAAUAAGAAUCAGUUAGUUGAGAAAUUAAGAAGAUUGAAAAAGAAGUAUAGAAAUGUUAUGAGUAGAGUCAGUUCUGGUAAAGAUUUAGUUUUUAAGACGCCUCAUGAUCAAUCUUGUUUUGAAAUCUCUAAGAAAAUCUGGGGUGCUGAGACUGGUGGUAAUGUAGUAGUAUCUGGUGGUGAUGUUGAGGAAGAAGAUGGAAACCCUAAUCCUCUCCAGAUUAUUGAGGUAAAGAAUGUAACUGUAGGUAAUAAUGGGGGUGUUGCUGCUGAUAUUAAUGGUUCAGAAAAGCAGGCUAUUCCGAGGUCAAGAAAACGGAUUAGAAAGAGAACUGAGGUACCGCCUAAUGUUUCUAAUCCUUUGAAUAUUCCCGUGAAUUUGUCGGUUUCAAGUGUGAUUGAAGAGACUGUAAAGAGUUGUUUAUCUCCGUUGUUUAAAGAGUUGCUUCAGGCUGCGAUUAGUGGACCAAAUAAUGUGAGAGGGUUAGGAGUGAUGGGUUUAAAUCCAUUGAAUUUGGGGGCUAAUUCUUCUUCUUCUUCUAUGAAUUUGUUGAGUGGAGAAAUGGUGGAUGAGAAGUGGAAAAAACAGCAGGUACUGGAAUUGGAGGUUUAUGCGAAACGGAUGGACUUGGUGCAAGACCAAAUCAAAUUGGCAUUGGAGGAGCUGAGGUCGACCGGAGAUUGACAAGUCGUGUUUAUGGCGGUCUCCAUAAUGAGUAAGUAGUUGAUGUUUUAAGGUUUGGUUGGUGGAGUCGAUAGUUUGGCUGGGUCAGGUUUAUGUUUUUUUGUUUUUCGUCUUUCUUAUUAGGUUUUAUAGAAGAACAGCUCAAAUAAUGAUUUUCCAAUUUAAGUUUCUUGCAAGCCAUGUUUAAGUUCUGAAAAAUAUGAAUAUGGAUGAAGAAGUUUGAUGAGAAUUGUGAAUUGGUAGGGGCUAAGUUUCACUGCAAAAUAUUAUAUACUUGCUAUGGUUGCCUUGAAGUUACUGGCUCGUUUGUUGUUCUUUUGUACAUUAUACAUAUUCAUUUUUGUGCAUCAA
Messenger RNA from Papaver somniferum (opium poppy), 1732 nucleotides. RefSeq names its product probable transcription factor At3g04930. Gene Ontology annotation, biological process: regulation of DNA-templated transcription. NCBI's taxonomy places the organism in Eukaryota, Viridiplantae, Streptophyta, Magnoliopsida, Ranunculales, Papaveraceae. The record is from RefSeq and is a predicted model, not a curated record. The transcript has a single exon. The coding region runs from base 146 to 1381 and encodes 411 amino acids. Gene Ontology annotation, cellular component: nucleus.